AUGCUCCCAUCAAUCCCAAACCUCCUCGCCAUCACCGCCCUUCUAACCCCUAUCGCCAUAGCAGACUGCACACGAGCCGGCCUCCCCACCACCGCAACCACCUACUUCACCGCACAAACCAACGGCCAACCCUCCACCCUCGCCCUCAACACCCUAAACUUCGCCUACAAAGAGAACAACAAAAUCACCGACAUAAACAAGGGUGUUCUCUCUCAGCACCUCAACCUCGAGCUCAACCGCACCACAGCAGAUACAGUGACUUGCGCCAGCUACACCCUCUCCAUCUAUCCCUCCAAAAACGGCUCAAAGCCCUACGUCCUAGCAACCCAGAUCCGCCACCCCGUGAACGACACCAGUGUGAUUUCCAUGAUCGAUACCGUAGCCGCGACGACAGGCGCGUUAUUCUUCGACGCCGCACAGAAAUUGAUGUAUCUCCCAGCCGAGAACUGGACGGCGCUUGAGAUAGGGAAGAGACCGAGCAGGGAGAUGCUAAGGAGAGUCGGGGAUGCGUAUUUAGAUAUGUGGACGGAUGGGAAGGCCGCGGAUUUGAUACCUUGGGGCACGAAUUGUGAACAGAUUGAAGGAUCGCGGUUGACGAGGCCGUGUGGGGGGGCGUUGACGCAUGGGGGGAGUGCGAAGGUGAAUGGGAAUAGGAGGUAUGUGAUUGAUGAGACGGUUAGGUCGGUGGAGGUGCUGUGUUCUUUUGAUAGUUUGGAUCUGGAUAUGCCUGAUAGUCAUGAGAUUAGGGUUGAGGAUGGGAAAGUGAAGUAUGUUCAUACUGUUACUGUCUAUGGAAGUCGUUAG
Molecule: messenger RNA, 804 nt
Organism: Hymenoscyphus albidus
Lineage: Eukaryota; Fungi; Ascomycota; Leotiomycetes; Helotiales; Helotiaceae
Source: the annotation of a GenBank genome assembly